AUGAGCGAAAGCAAUAACGCUGCGAUUUCAAGCCCGAGAUCUACGGCGGUUCAACCUUCUUCCCCAGCACAUUCAGAUGCGUCCUCUUCUAGUACCAAAAAGGAUGCGGAAGCUUCUGCAUCUACAGAAGCGACCACGCCAUUGAGCAACAACGGGUCUACGAAUGGAAAGCCCUCAAAAAAUAAAAUGAAGGCCGAGGAAGAUGAGAAGAAGAGGCAGCUUGAUGCCUUAGAAAGAAAUUAUCGACUCGACAAUUUAGCAUUUAAUCAUCGUGAUGAAAUAUUGGAGCAAGAUAUAGUGAGCUUGUCGGACCCGACACAACUCAUUUCCUGUGCAAUACUCAAGGUGACUCUUAUUGGUCAUCAAGUGACUGUAGAAUUAAAAAAUGAUCUUGCCAUCACUGGCGUUCUCACCUCUGUUGACCAAUUCCUAAACAUCAAACUUGAUAAUAUUCGAGUUGUAGAUGAUGCAAAGUAUCCUCAUAUGGUGCCCAUGGCCGUCAAGAAUUGUUUUAUACGUGGAUCGGUAGUUCGUUAUGUUCAACUACCUGCCAGCGCAGUGGACACGGCCUUGCUACAAGAUGCUGCGAGAAGAGAAGCACAACAACCAACCACUGGGGGAGCCCAUUCAAUGCCACGUUGA
Messenger RNA from Acaulospora colombiana, 642 nucleotides. The record is from the annotation of a GenBank genome assembly. NCBI's taxonomy places the organism in Eukaryota, Fungi, Glomeromycota, Glomeromycetes, Diversisporales, Acaulosporaceae.